This is a messenger RNA of Branchiostoma floridae (Florida lancelet), 1077 nucleotides long. RefSeq names its product protein boule-like. NCBI's taxonomy places the organism in Eukaryota, Metazoa, Chordata, Leptocardii, Amphioxiformes, Branchiostomatidae. The record is from RefSeq and is a predicted model, not a curated record. Bases 308 to 1051 code for a protein of 247 amino acids. Gene Ontology annotation, molecular function: RNA binding. The transcript has 5 exons.
AGGCUUGUCCUAGCUGUUUUCAUUUCUCCAUCCCAAAGUUGAUGAAUAGCUUGAUCCUGACCCAGAUAAGAGGGUUUUUCCCAAGCUGCACAUAAAAUGAGAGGGGUGUCAUUAGGGGCGGAGUCACCAUCUGGAAAACAGGCUGCUUGUGUGGGCGAUGAUUGGCUGUCACACGGUCCCUCCCUUCUGCUCAGCUGCAAAUUUCAGGGUUCACUCCUGAGCAAGAAGCGCUGUGGAGUGGUUGUGUGUGGAGCUGUGCUCUAGUUUUGGAGGGAAAACCUGUAGCCACUUGUCCCAAGCGUCCAUCAUGCCUGCUGCCGCCUGCAACGUGCCUGUUGUGUGCACUGAAGUUCCCAGCAAGACUGAUGUACUUGUGUGUAGUGAAAUAGUUCCCUACAAGAGUAGUGAUGUUCCGGCUUUUUGCAAUACCGAGAAAGUUCCUGGCUUGAAAGUUCCUGCCAAAACAGAAGUCCCUGUGCAUUACGAGAAAGUUCCGGUUGAUGUGAACAACAACUGUGCCGUUGACGACCUCAUCAGCUCUAUGAGCGCACAGUUGAACAUUUCCGAGCCUUUGAACAUUUCCGAGCCGUUAGCCCUACCGCAGUAUAGCAACUAUUCGCCGUACCACUAUUACGUGUAUUUCCCUUACUCUCCGACUGACUCUGUGCAGGGCACUUCACCAAUCCCAGCCUCGACACCCUCCACCGAGGUGACGUCCCCCUCCACUGGACCCAACACUUACAAGUACAAGAUCCCCUCUGGCACCAAGAUAGAUGGACGUAUCUUUGUGGGAGGAGUGACAGCUGGGACCUCCGAGCAGGAGCUGAAGGGCUACUUUGGUGCCUACGGGACUGUCAAAGAUGUAAAGAUCAUAUUUGACAAGCAGGGAUUGACCAAGGGGUAUGCCUUCGUCACUUUUACUUCUAAUGAGGAAGCCACCAAGCUGAUCAAACAGGCAGAUGCAGGCCAGCUCUUUCUCUUCAAAGAGAAGAAGCUGAACAUCGGUCCAGCCAUCAAGAAAAGAGUGAGUUUGUUCCCAGUGUUCAGAUGAAAUGGUAUUGCUUCCUCCCAACCCCA